Messenger RNA from Drosophila eugracilis, 762 nucleotides. RefSeq lists its product as uncharacterized. The record is from RefSeq and is a predicted model, not a curated record. Bases 76 to 639 code for a protein of 187 amino acids. The transcript has 4 exons. Lineage: Eukaryota; Metazoa; Arthropoda; Insecta; Diptera; Drosophilidae.
AUUAUAUUGCGAUCCGCUGACCAACUCUGAUUUUGGAAUUAGUUGUUCUUGAGCUGAUCAGCGUGCGGUUGUGCUAUGGAUAUAUCUAGAUAUUUGCUGCUGUGUUUUGGAGUUAUUUCCAUGUCCAAUGUUGUGUUUACGAUCUGUAUUCCGCCUGAUAACUGCAUAGAAGAUAUGGAGGACAACGAUGCCAAAGAGCGUUUCGAGUACGUACUGGGCAAAUACGAGGAGCUGGAAAUGAAAAUUCCCGGUAAACCAGUUGGUUUGCAUGGAAAAGUGGUUACGCAUGGCGAGGCGGAGGAGCAGUAUUUGGUUUUCCAGUACAUGGACAAUACGCUGCAUGACAUCAUCCAGACGUGUGCAUUUGUGGUCAAGCGGACUCCCGGCGAGUGUGAGAACAUUAGUACAUAUUGCUCGGCUUUUCUGAGCCGCCUGCCACGACCCUUGCUAGAGCGAAAACCCAUUGCCGUUUGCGAUGAUGGGGUACGGGUGGCGGAGGAGGAACCAGAAACGGAAGCGGAAGACAAUCCGGAUGCAGAUGCUCAGGCGGAUGCAGAUCCGCAGCAGGAGCAGGGAAAUGGUCAGCCGGAGACCACAACACCGGAGCCGGCCAACUCCAAGUUGAGUGAGUUUUACUAACGAGAAUGGAUUAUCCCGCAUCUGCAUUUGACUUAAAACAAACAAUUUAAAUUAAGUGCACAAAGUGGUUGAGAUUAUUUGGCUUAGCACAUAAUUGGUUUUUAUGUUAAGUUUUUAUUCAGC